AACGGCGUGGGCAGUGCCUGCUCCCCCAGGAGAGGAGCAGCAACUAAGAGUAUAAGUUGCUGCAAAUAGGGAGUUAGUCUCAUGGUUGGAUUUAGAAGGCACCCCACAGGGAGAACGCAUGGUCUGAGGACUGACUUUGGGUCGCUGUCUAGUUGGUGAUUAGGCCAGACAUUUGCAGGUGUUUACAAGUAAUAGGGGUCACCAGCCCAGGGGUGCAGGUAAGGGGUUGGUAAUUGCAGAGAACUGGAGAGAGACGGACAUGGAAACAGGAGCAGCUCAGGAACAAGACUUGUUACGACUGGGCUGGAGCCUAGGAACCCCGCCUGUCAACACCUGGGACCAAGAGCAUGUCUGCUAAUAAAGGCUGGUGGGUGCCACCCGAGGGCGAAGACAGUGUGUCUGAGAAGUUCCUGAGGAAAACCAGGGAGUCUCCACUGGUGCCGAUAGGUAUAGGAGGUUGCCUGCUGGUGGCUGCCUACAGGAUUUACCGGCUGAAGGCGCGGGGCUCCACCAAGAUGUCCAUACACCUGAUUCACACCCGGGUGGCAGCGCAGGCUUGUGCCGUGGGUGCCAUCAUGUUAGGUGCUGUGUACACGAUGUACAGAGACUACAUCAAGAAAGCAGCGGAGGAUGCCGGGGAGAAGUAGCACCCCCCAGGGUCUGCAGCAGUCAGAUCCUCUUAAAUUUACCCCUGCGAUACUCCUAAUAAAGUAGUUUUGAGGAAAGUCUACAGACUCUUCUUCCUAUGGGGGAGAGCAGAGGAUGGGGCUGGUAGUGG
Messenger RNA from Talpa occidentalis (Iberian mole), 778 nucleotides. RefSeq names its product HIG1 hypoxia inducible domain family member 1B (gene HIGD1B). Gene Ontology annotation, biological process: mitochondrial respirasome assembly. NCBI's taxonomy places the organism in Eukaryota, Metazoa, Chordata, Mammalia, Eulipotyphla, Talpidae. The coding region runs from base 348 to 647 and encodes 99 amino acids. The transcript has 4 exons. The record is from RefSeq and is a predicted model, not a curated record. Gene Ontology annotation, cellular component: mitochondrion.